Messenger RNA from Penicillium roqueforti, 351 nucleotides. RefSeq lists its product as uncharacterized. NCBI's taxonomy places the organism in Eukaryota, Fungi, Ascomycota, Eurotiomycetes, Eurotiales, Aspergillaceae. The transcript has a single exon. The coding region runs from base 1 to 351 and encodes 116 amino acids. The record is from RefSeq and is a predicted model, not a curated record.
AUGCAUUUCACCACCCUGCUCAGCCUCGCCAGCCUCGGCCUGAAUAUCCUCCCUGUGCAGUCCGCAGCAGUUCCCGCCGCUGAUUUGGCUCGCCGCGCCGGGCAGCCAAUCAGCCGUGUCUACCUUCCUAACACGGUCGAGAAGAGGCACACCUACGGAGUGGAUGAAGACGAGGCGCUCGAGAAGAGGCACACCUACGGGGUGGAUGAAGAUGAGGCACUCGAAAAGAGGCACACCUACGGAGUGGAUGAAGACGAGGCGCUCGAGAAGCGACACACCUACGGGGUGGAUGAAGAUGAGGCACUCGAAAAGAGGCACACCUACGGAGUGGAUGAAGACGAGGUCGUCUGA